UCAGUAGCAGUGUUGUUGUUGCUGUGCGCCACGGGUGGAAACAUAAUUGUGGAUACUUGUUUAUGAGUUUUGAGCGGUUCCCUUUCCGCGCAACCCGGUGACAGUCCCGUUCAUGGUGGAGUAAACGUGGAGUUUCAGUCACAGUCGCGCGGUGGUAACGGUAGCGCGCAGCCGGGCAGCCACUUUUGCGCGCGCGGAGGACAAGCGGCCACCAUGCUCUUCCCCUGGGAGAGCUCCGACAACUCCACGGGCAGAAACUGCACCGAUGGGUUCAACUCAACGCACGCGCUGGAGUCCGGCGCAGCCGCCGGAGACAUCGGCGCCAAGAGAAAUGACACCGACCCGUUUGGACGGAACGAGGACGUGGCCAAGCUCGAGAUCACCGUCCUGAGCCUUGCGUUCCUCGCGGCAGUGGCGGGCAACGUGAGCGUGCUGCUGGCCAUUUACAAAACGCGGCGGAAACUGUCGCGCAUGCACCUGUUCAUGAAGCACCUGAGCCUGGCGGACCUGGUGGUGGCCUUCUUCCAGGUGCUGCCGCAGCUCUGCUGGGAGAUCACCUACCGCUUCUACGGCCCGGACUUCCUGUGUCGCAUCGUCAAGCACCUGCAGGUGCUGGGCAUGUUCGCCUCCACCUACAUGAUGGUGAUGAUGACCCUGGACCGCUACAUCGCCAUCUGCCACCCGCUGCAGACGCUCCAGCAGCCGACGCAGCGCGCGCACAUCAUGAUCGGCUCAACGUGGGCGUGCAGCCUGGUCCUCAGCGUCCCGCAGUACUUCAUCUUCUCCCUGAGCGAGGUGCACCCCGGCUCGGCCGUCUACGACUGCUGGGGACACUUCGUGCAGCCGUGGGGGCUGCGCGCGUACAUCACCUGGAUGACGGCCGGGAUCUUUCUCGUGCCGGUGGCCGUGCUCGUGCUCUCCUACGGACUGAUCUGCCGCACCAUCUGGAUGAACCUCAAGUAUAAGACCCGGAGGAAUAAGACCGCGGGCUCGGCGGCGGAGUCCAAAAACGGGGUUCUGAACCGCAGCUCGGUCAGCAGCGUCAGCACCAUCUCCCGCGCCAAAUUACGCACGGUGAAGAUGACUUUCGUGAUCGUGCUGGCGUACGUGGUGUGCUGGACGCCUUUCUUCACCGUGCAGAUGUGGUCCGUGUGGGACAAGACCUUCUCCUGGGACGACUCUGAGAACACCACGGUGACGCUCACCGCCCUGCUGGCCAGCCUCAACAGCUGCUGCAACCCCUGGAUCUACAUGGUCUUCAGCGGCCACCUCCUCUCGGACUUUGCAAGCAGCAUGCCGUGCUGCCGCCCGCUGAAGGCCAAGCUGAGCCAACAGGAUUCGGUCAGCAGCAGCCGCCGGACCACGCUGCUGUCCCGCCUGCAGGGUCCGCGCCUCUCCGAGCCGUUCAGAGACCUCAACCCACCCCCUGGACCCUCUCCGCAUCCCCCGUCUGCAUCCUGAACACUGGAAACACGACCCUUGUGUCUGUAGUACAUGAACCGGUCUCAAUCUGCUGGCUUAUGGAGAGGGAAGGUAUGAUCUCAUCGAGGGCGCGGUCAAAUCCACAGCUCGCUUGUUUCUUUUAGCUUCACACGGCUGCUUGAAAACAAGUUUUUAAUAACGCUCCGCCGGUUUGGAGAUUUUGUCGGUUUAACGGAGCCAAAACAAACCCACUUCAGCCAUUAGCCUGAUGGAUGAUGUCUGUGUUCUUUGCUGUAAUGUAACUUCUUUAGAAUCAUCUGUUCACACUGAGAUUCAUUUUGUGAUGCAUGAGUAAACUUUAGCUUGUCCAUGCAUGUCUCUAUACAAGAGAUCUUCAACAGUUCAAAUUAUUGCAAUGCUUUCUUUUCAAAAAUUAACAAUUCUUAACAUGAGUACAACAAUUUAUUAACAAAUAUAAAUCCCCACUGAUGAAAGGCUUACUGGCCUAUAGGUAAGGUAGUCAC
Molecule: messenger RNA, 1946 nt
Organism: Etheostoma cragini (Arkansas darter)
Lineage: Eukaryota; Metazoa; Chordata; Actinopteri; Perciformes; Percidae
Product: arg8-vasotocin receptor-like
Exons: 2
Coding region: 214-1461 (415 amino acids)
Biological process (GO): regulation of systemic arterial blood pressure by vasopressin; G protein-coupled receptor signaling pathway; positive regulation of vasoconstriction
Cellular component (GO): membrane
Molecular function (GO): peptide binding; vasopressin receptor activity
Source: RefSeq, a predicted model, not a curated record